Messenger RNA from Bufo gargarizans (Asiatic toad), 5350 nucleotides. It is a transcript of the gene USP8, whose product is annotated as ubiquitin specific peptidase 8. Gene Ontology annotation, molecular function: cysteine-type deubiquitinase activity. Gene Ontology annotation, biological process: Ras protein signal transduction; protein K63-linked deubiquitination; endosome organization. The coding region runs from base 231 to 2837 and encodes 868 amino acids. The record is from RefSeq and is a predicted model, not a curated record. The transcript has 17 exons. Gene Ontology annotation, cellular component: extrinsic component of endosome membrane; dendritic spine; extrinsic component of plasma membrane. Lineage: Eukaryota; Metazoa; Chordata; Amphibia; Anura; Bufonidae.
ACAGCUGGUGACGUCAUCACGCCGGCCGCUCACUGACACCUGCAAGGAAAACAUUCCGAAGCCAUUUUGGCUGGUGAAGCUGCGGAGCUGCCCCAACCUGUCGCGCAGUGCAGCGGGCGAUGCCCCGGGCAGGAGCAGCCAGGGACGGGAAGAUCUCGGAGCUCAUUGAGACCAGGAUGAUCAGUAGACUGACCCGAUGCUGAUGUGAAGAAAGGAACCCUGCGGGCACCAUGCCGACAGCAUCGGCACUACCCAAAGAGCUGUAUCUUUCCAGCUCCCUGUCCGAGCUUAAUAAGAAAGCUGAAGUUAAAGCAGACACAUCCAGUACAAAGAGCUAUGUCUCCACUGCCUGCAAGAUCUUUCAGAAGGCAGAGGAGUGCAGACUUGACAGAGAUGAAGAAAAAGCUUAUGUCCUUUAUAUGAAAUUUUUAUUUGUAUUUGAACUUGUGAAAAAAAGGUCGGAUUUCAAGCAGAACCAGGACUACUACAAGUCAUUACUUGGGCCUAGUACCAUCGUAAAAUCAAUUGAAGAAGCAGAAAAGCUCUCGAAAAGUCUCAAAAACAGGUAUGAGGAAGCUGAAGUUCGAAAGAGGCUCGAAGAAAGAGACAAGGAAGUACAGAGAAAAAAAGAGGUCCGUUCUGUGCCGAAGGGUGAUCCUGAAGUCUCUCAACAAACUGAUAAUAUAAAUGGUGAUAAAAAAGAGCUUGGAAGUAAGAAUGAAGUCUCUUCAAAUGCCCCUAACGGAUCUAUAACUCCAGAAAAACUGUUUGUGAUGAUGAAGGACCCAGGUAUUACUGUUGUUAUAAUGGAUGCACGCCGAGCUAAGGAUUUUGAGGAAUCUCAUAUUAUUUCUUCUAUAAAUAUUCCUGAGGAGGCCAUAUCUCCUGGAUUUACAGCAACAAGAAUUGAGAGCAGCCUUCCUGAAGCAUCAAAGGAUUCAUGGGACACCAGAAGUCAUGCUGAUUAUGUUAUUUUGCUGGACUGGUUCAGUUCUGUCAGUGACUUAAAACUUGGUACAACUCUUCAGAGCUUAAAAGAUGCUCUCUUUAAGUGGGAAACCAAGGCUAUCCUGAAAAGUGAGCCUUUAGUUUUAGAUGGUGGCUAUGAAAAUUGGCUUUUCUGCUAUCCAAUGUACACCACAAAUGGGAAAGUAUCUGUGCCUAGAAGUAACAAAGAUGAAAACGCAGUCUUGUCAUUGAAUUUUAGCUAUCCCUCUCUGGAAGAGCCACCACCUUCUCCACCUGCUGUUCAGGUCCAACCUUCUCUACCUGCUGUUCAGGUCCAACCUUCUCCAGUGUAUUCACCAGAUGUUCAAGAUGGAGAAAGAAAAGUCAUUCAAGCAGUAAAACUAGAAGAACCCAUCAGUAUAAUUCAGGAGUCAGAGCCAGCAGGUCCUGUACAGCCUGCAGCACCUACCAAGCUUAUCCCUCAGAUUGAUCGCACUAAGAAGCCAACUGUUGUAAUUGGUGACAAUUCAAAAAUACCUAGGAAUGAAGUGAAAGAAAACAAUCCAGUUCAAAAUGUUAAAAUUAUUCCUGAUCGUUCUACAAAGCCAUCAUUAGACACCAAACCUCCCAAAGUAGAAAUCCAUUCUUCAUCAGAUAGUACCACACCGGAUAAAUAUCAAGACAAAAAACAAGACACAGACAAGGGUGACAUCAGAGACACUAGUACUCAAGAAGAAAAAGAAAUCAAUCCGGUCAAUACCCGAGAAUCUGACUCUGGGACUCCACAGAAAAAACAAGAAUCCAUGGACAAAGUUUUUAUUGAUAAGGAAAUUAAGAAAGCUGGUCCAGAGCAAAAUGUGAAAAAGAAAGACGUGACGGUGUCUGCUGUUCCGAAGAAGCAUGAAGGGGUUAAAGGGCUUCAAGACGACAAAGCGGAGCCGGUUACAAAAGAUAUUGCUGAAGACGAUCGACCUAAAAGAGAGCCCUUGAUGCGAGCUCGAAGUGAAGAGAUGGGUAGAACAGUUCCUGGAAUGCCUGAAGGCUGGGUUAAGUUCCUUGAUGCUGUAACCGGUACUUACCGCUAUUAUCAUUCACCAACGCACACGGUUCACAUGUAUCCACCUGAAAUGGCUCCCUCAACUGCUCCUUCAUCAACUCCAGUUCAGAAAGUGAAGCCUCAAGCCCAUUCAGAUGUAGACAAGGAGCAAACAAAGUUGAAACGAUCAUAUUCUUCACCAGAUUUAUCCCAGGCUAUUAAAGAUGAUGAAAAGAAGAAGCCAACACCGCAGAUCAACCGAGAAAAUAAACCGACAACCCACACGAAAACCGAGAUCACAAAGUUAUCCGCAUCUAAGAUCCGCAGCCUCAAUCCCGUGUUUGGAGGUUCAGGCCCCGCACUUACCGGUCUGAGGAAUCUUGGCAACACUUGUUACAUGAAUUCCGUCUUACAGUGUCUCUGUAACACUCCUCACUUGGCAGAGUAUUUCCACAAGAACUAUUACCAAGCAGAUAUUAACAGAGCUAAUCUUCUAGGUCAUAAAGGAGAAGUGGCUGAGGAAUUUGGUGUGGUAAUGAAGGCUCUUUGGACAGGUCAAUAUAAAUACAUAACUCCUAAAGACUUCAAGGUGACAAUUGGGAAAAUCAAUGACCAGUUUGCUGGGUUCAGCCAGCAAGACUCCCAGGAGCUUCUGUUAUUCCUAAUGGAUGGGCUCCAUGAGGAUCUCAAUAAGAGAGUAAGUAAGCAAAACCAUCUUUUCAUAUUUGUAAAGGCAAUGGCUUUUUCUGUCCAUAUAUUACACCUGUGUUGGUUUUGUGUUGGAAUUAGCCGUUUGUCCUGUUCAGUAUGUGUUGUCUUCCCAUUGCAGUGGAAUACGUGCACUUCUCAUUAAUGUUAGUUCCUGCACAUCUUCUGACUGGGCUGCAGCCUGUCCAUGGCAUCUGGACUAUUUCAUACAUACGCCAGUUACGUUUUUCUUUUUUAGUAUAGUUUUCUGCAUCCUAAGAUCAUCAAAUAUCAUCUUUUUAUAAAUUUUUUGCUUGUAUAAAUAGUUAAAACCUCUAUAAAGGGAAUCUGCCGGCAGUAAAUUCACUGUUAAACCAGGCAUAAUGCUCUGCUGAAUGCAAUAUUUUACUUGGUGAACCAUUGCUUCGUUCUGGAGACACAGUACUUUUUAAUCCCUAUGCAAAUGAGCAGUUGAAGGGGUUGUCCCGAAUUUUCAUAUUGAUGGCUUAGCCUCAGGAUAGGUGGUCAGUAUGAGAUUGGCAGGGUCCGACUCCCAGUACCCCCACCGAUCAGCUGUAUGAAGAGCCCGCCUCACUCUGUGAGCACUUAUGCCUCUUCCUAGGCAUGUGAUAUCACGUUCAUCGGUCACGUGGCCUAAGGGCAGCUCAGUCCCAUUUAAGUCCAUACAAUCUCCUCCUUGAUUGUCAGGGCCAGGUUCUUGCAUAGUCAUCUCUAAGUGAAGGUAUCAUUACAUUCAGCUGAGCUAGUCUUACAAGGGAGUGUGACUGGUUUAACGGUCGGUUUCCUGGUGACAGAUUCCCUUUAAGUCCAAAAAUGCUGUGUCUUCUAAGUGGUUAAACAAGCAAGGGGAAUGCUACCAUGUUUUAAUGUCAAUCUAUGGAUUGUAUGCAAUAAAGAGGGUUCAUUUAUUCAAUAUCACUAAUGCUGGACUUCUCAUUACUACAUAUAAGGUCCAUAUAUUACUGUUCAUUUUUUUUUUUAGCAUUCAGUUGUGUUUUUGUAAAGAGUUGUAAAACUCCACUAAAGACUAGUAUGAGCAAGUGCCCCUUCUGUAAAUGCAGGUAUUAAGUGAAGUGCUGUGGUAAGUCCUAUGAUUUUGCACACCACCAAACUGUUCCACACAUGAUUCUUCAAGGAUGUUUCUGUACUGUCAUUGCUGAGCGUGCAGCUGCAGAAGAAGGCAUUCGAUUUUCUUAAGCCGGUGGACUUCCACAUGAGAAUGCAGAAGUGGAUUUAUAACUGUCCCUUCCUUCCUUCCUUAUCUUUGUUUGCACAGCACUCAGUGAAUGCCAUAGUUCAGGAACUGGCCAUGACGUGUCCUGCUCCCAUCUGGGUGGUCAUAUUAUCAGGACUGCUGGGUAGCUGCAGGAGCUGCUGUGUCUUAGACUCAGAUCAGCUCUGCAGUGCAUGUUAGGAGGCUGUAAAUCAAAUUAGCACCCGAUUGCUAGAAACUGACCCUUUGGAACUGGUGAUGAGAGGUUUCCAGGAUUCUACACUCAAGCCCCAUGGCAGGGCAUAAUGCCUGAGAUAUGGCGGCACUCUCCAACAGCAGUGGAUCCAGCAGCUUUACAGCUUGAAUGACAGAGGAUGAUUGAAAUAUACCAUAAGCUAUAACCCUUUCCUAGUGUAAUGCACAUACUAAUCACUGUAGUAAUUGCGUUCAGUAUAGCUUGGGCAUCACGGGUAGUCAAGACAUCUCGCCCCUAAAUGUCAAAAUUCUUACAUAAUGAGCAUACUGGGACUACGCGACCAAAAAAAGUAUUGUAGUGCUAAAUAUCCAUCUAGGGGACUUUUUUGACCUUGACAUUUUGACUAUAAUAAAAAAUAAUGACAAAAAUAUAAUUAAAAAAAAUAGAAGAAUGCCACUGUUAGCUCAAAUUGCAGAUUCCAGCCCCACCCUCACAACCCAAAACUAUAUACAGGACUGUAACAUAAAAGGACACCCAAAAAUUUUUUGGGGUGGAACUGUUAAAUAGUGAAACAUUCUUCCUUUUUUUAUACAGUUUCUGAUAAAAAUUAUAGCACUACGACUCUCCUAUACGGAAAAAAACGUAUCUGGUAUAAAUGGGAAAAAAUGGCCUGAGCUUCAACUAAAGUGACCAUUCAUCAUAGUCACUGCCUUGUGAUUUGUGAGCAGUUGUGUGUGUGAAAGUGUUAAUAAACUUCCUCCAAUAUGUUGGAAUGUGAGCAGACUAUAAAUGCUGAUCUCAUGCCCCAUACACCAAGAGAUGUGUUAUUAAUGGUUAGCACUAUACUGAAUGUUACCCCUUUGAGUUAGUUACUAUACCGGGCAGGACGGUGGCUCAGUGGUUAGCACUGGUGCCAUGCAGCGCUGGGUGGUUCCUAGGUUCGAAUCUGCAUGGAGUUUGUAUGUUCUCCCCACGUUUUACUCCCACAAAGACAUACUGAUAGGGAAUCUAGAUUGUGAGCCCCUCUGGGGACACCGUGAGGAUAAUGUGUGUAAAGUGCUGCAGAAUAUUUCAGCGCUAUAUAAGGGAGUAUCCUCCUCAUUUCACAAUCUAAAUGUAACCAUCUUGUCCUGUAGACAUCAUUCAGUGCCAGUGCUUCCCUUUUCUGUUUGUAAGUCCUUUGUUACUGUAACUAGAGGGGUGAUCUCUGUGUUUUUUGCAGGCUGACAACCGGAAGAGACAUAAGGAA